CUUAGGUAUUCUUUCUUUCUUCCUUGCCUUCACCUAUCAAUCAACAUGGCAAGGAUCUCAGCAUGUCUGGUUCAUGCUUUAACCUUAUUCGUUCUAAUCCAUGUUGCACUAGCUGAAUACGAGCCUUACACGCCCAACAAGGAAACUCCAUACAAGAAACCAGUUGUAGAUCUUACUGUAGAAGCAUAUCUUCCAAAAUACGAAGCUCCAAAAUACGUCUAUGCAUCUCCACCACCACCGGCUUACAUCGCUCCCAAGUACGAAGCACCAAAGUAUACUCCUAAAUACGUUUACACCUCUCCACCACCACCGGCUUACGUCGCUCCCAAGUACGAAGCACCAAAAUAUACUCCGAAAUACGAAGCCCCAAAGUACGAAGCAUCAAAAUAUACUCCUAAAUACGAAGCACCCAAAUACGAAGCACCAAAAUACAAAGCACCCAAGUACGAAGCACCAAAGUACACUCCUAAAUACGAAGCGUCAAAGUAUACUCCUAAAUAUGUCUACGCAUCUCCACCACCACCGGCUUACGUCGCCCCCAAGUACGAAGCACCAGUGUACACCGCUAAAUACAUGUACGCAUCUCCACCACCACCGGCCUACGUCGCCCCCAAGUACGAAGCACCAGUGUACACCCCUAAGUACGUCUACGCAUCUCCACCACCACCGGCCUACGUCGCCCCCAAGUACGAAGCACCAGUGUACACCCCUAAGUACGUCUACGCAUCUCCACCACCACCGGUUGCAGAUAUAUGUUCACUAAUGGAAUUUCAUUUCCUUUUCGUUUUAAUGUUUCUGCAUUAUGAUGCAAUAUAA
Molecule: messenger RNA, 816 nt
Organism: Papaver somniferum (opium poppy)
Lineage: Eukaryota; Viridiplantae; Streptophyta; Magnoliopsida; Ranunculales; Papaveraceae
Product: extensin-2-like
Exons: 2
Coding region: 46-816 (256 amino acids)
Source: RefSeq, a predicted model, not a curated record